Molecule: messenger RNA, 987 nt
Organism: Kluyveromyces lactis
Lineage: Eukaryota; Fungi; Ascomycota; Saccharomycetes; Saccharomycetales; Saccharomycetaceae
Gene: SNF4
Product: AMP-activated serine/threonine-protein kinase regulatory subunit SNF4
Exons: 1
Coding region: 1-987 (328 amino acids)
Source: RefSeq, a predicted model, not a curated record
AUGCCUGCAAGCAGUGAUAAACUUCAACCGAAAGAUCAGCAGACCAUUGAGCUGGAACAGAAACUUGCUGUCCAGUCUAUACGUGUUUUCCUUCAGUCUAAGACAUCUUAUGAUGUGUUACCAGUUUCAUAUAGAUUGAUUGUGUUGGACACUUCUUUACUAGUGAAAAAAUCGUUAAAUAUCCUGUUACAAAACAAUGUUGUUUCUGCUCCCUUGUGGGAUGCUCAAACUUCCAAAUUUGCAGGUUUAUUGACAAGUUCAGACUUCAUCAAUGUGAUUCAAUAUUAUUUCCACAACCCGGAUAAGUUUGAACUGGUGGAUAAACUACAAUUGAACGGACUCAAAGAUAUUGAAAGGGCCAUUGGCAUCCAGCCUUACGAUACAAGAUCAAUUCAUCCAUUCAGACCGUUGUAUGAAGCAUGUGUGAAGAUGAUAGAAUCCCGGUCCAGGAGGAUCCCUUUGAUUGAUCAAGAUGAAGAGACUCAAAGAGAAAUUGUCGUGAGUGUGUUAACACAAUACCGUAUCCUAAAAUUUGUGGCAUUGAACUGCAAGGAAAUCCGCUAUCUAAAGAGGCCUCUACGUGAGUUGGACAUUAUAUCGACAAAUAACAUCAUGAGUUGUCAAAUGAGCACGCCAGUAAUAGAUGUCAUUCAACUUUUAACUCUGGCUGGAGGCGUUUCCAGUGUUCCAAUUGUCGAUGAGCAAGGUAAAUUGGUCAACGUCUACGAAGCCGUUGAUGUCCUAGGUCUCAUUAAGGGAGGCAUAUACAACGAUCUUUCCCUAUCCGUUGGGGAAGCUCUGAUGAGAAGAAGUGAUGAUUUCGAAGGUGUCUUCACAUGUACUGAAAACGAUAAACUCUCCUCCAUUCUUGAUACAGUGAGAAAAUCUCGUGUACAUAGAUUUUUCGUCGUCGAUUCGAACGGAUUCCUAACUGGUGUUCUCACUCUAAGCGAUAUCCUAAAAUACAUACUAUUCGCAGAAUCAUAA